Acytostelium subglobosum LB1 is the source of this 174-nucleotide messenger RNA. RefSeq lists its product as hypothetical. The record is from RefSeq and is a predicted model, not a curated record. Bases 1 to 174 code for a protein of 57 amino acids. NCBI's taxonomy places the organism in Eukaryota, Evosea, Eumycetozoa, Acytosteliales, Acytosteliaceae. The transcript has 2 exons.
AUGUCCAAUGUUCAAGAAGUGUUAAUUAAUGAUGAUAAUCCAAAGACUGGCAACUGGCAUACCAGCAAGACCGAGAAUCUCCAAAAGUUCUACAAGGGUGAGGACGGCAAUACACGUCUACCCUACACACUGACCAUCAACACAAAUGACAUUACUCAUAUUGAUCAUAUCUGA